Messenger RNA from Hemiscyllium ocellatum (epaulette shark), 1754 nucleotides. Its product is annotated as zinc finger protein 239-like. The record is from RefSeq and is a predicted model, not a curated record. Gene Ontology annotation, biological process: regulation of transcription by RNA polymerase II. Gene Ontology annotation, molecular function: DNA-binding transcription factor activity; RNA polymerase II cis-regulatory region sequence-specific DNA binding. Lineage: Eukaryota; Metazoa; Chordata; Chondrichthyes; Orectolobiformes; Hemiscylliidae. The transcript has a single exon. Bases 358 to 1296 code for a protein of 312 amino acids.
AAAAGACAAAACUCAACUAACUACUAAUCUAACCUUUAACUAACCAGAGCGUCUAAUAAAAUAUCUUACAUUACUCAAAGAAGAAGAAAAAAAGGAUAACAUAGUAAUUAAAUAAUGAAGUACAUGCUCGGAACGAAUUAACAUCAAGUUGUAAUAAAGCCCGUACUCAUGCGGGAUUUCUCCCCCAAGGGGACCUGGACCAGCCAGAACCACUACCACAACUAGAUGAAAGCCCUUGACAAAAUGGUGAAGAAAGAGCUUUAAGCAGUUACACAGACUGGCAAACAUCUGACUGUUGACAGCACAUGUUCACUGUGUGGAGGAGAAUUCAACUGACAGACACCCACACUGGCACCCAUGAAGAAACCAUGGAAAUGUGGGGAGUGUGGGAAGGGAUUCAGAUUCCCGUCCUGGCUGGAAACUCAUCAACGCACUCACACUGGGGCUGACUCCAUGGAGAAACCAUGGAAGUGUGGGGACUGUGGGAAAGGAUUCAAUUACCCAUCCCAGCUGGAAAUUCAUCGGCGCAGACAUACUGGAGAGAGGCCAUUAUCGUGUUCAAAGUGUGGAAAGGGAUUCAUUGAUUUAUCCAGCUUACAAAUACACCAGAGAAUCCACACUGGUGAGAAACCGCUUAUCUGUUCCAAGUGUGGGAAAGGAUUUGCUCAUUUAUCUAGUUUACAUGUACAUCAGAGAAUUCACACCGGGGAGAAACCAUUCACCUGUUCCGAGUGUGGGAAGGGAUUCGCUCAGUCGUCCAACUUAUAUAAACACCGAAGAACUCAUACUGGGGAGAAACCAUUCGCCUGCUCUGACUGUGGUCGGGGAUUCACUCAGCUAUCCAGCUUACAGAAACACCAGAGAACUCACACCGGGGAGAAACCAUUCACCUGCCCUGACUGCGGGAGGCGAUUCACUCAGUUAUCCAGCUUGCAUUCGCACCAGAAAACCCACACUCGUGAGAAACUGUUCACUUGCUCCAAGUGUGGGAAGGGCUUCACCCAGUCUUCUGCCCUGCUGACCCAUGAGAGAGUUCACACUCAUGAGAGACCUUUUCAAUGUCCAGACUGCGGAAAGUGCUACAAAAGUUCUGGGGAGCUGAUGUCCCAUCAAAUUCUUCACACUGAUGAGAGACCAUUCAGGUGCUCUCACUGUGGAACUGGGUUCAGGCGGUCAACUCACCUUACUGUACAUCAGCGUAUUCACACAGGCGAGAGGCCAUUCACCUGCUCCAAGUGUGGGAAGGGAUUCACUCAGUCGUCUGCUCUGCUGAGGCACCAGCAAGUUCACGAAUGACUUGGAUUUUAAAGUUAUUGCUGCUAUUAAUCACACUCAGGAUCAAACGUAGGGUAAUCCUAGGUUGGGGUAGGAAUGUUACCCAGCUGCUGUCUUCCAUGGUUAAGAGCUUCUCGACUGAAAAUGUGUUGCUGGAAAAGCGCAGCAGGUCAGGCAGCAUCCAAGGAACAGGAAAUUCGACGUUUUGGGCAUAAGCCCUUCAUCAGCAUCUCCAGAGUCUGCAGACCUCACUUUCUCCUCCUAAGAGCUUCUCAACAUCAAACACAAGCUCCUUUGUAACUGGGUUUAGAUUCAGCAAGAACAACAGCAAUGUUGGAAACGUUCACCCAGAGAUUGGGUCAAACUGGCUUCUGUUCCUGACUGAAAGUGAAGUGGCAGGUUCACGUUUCCAGUUCGAAAAUGGCUGAUUCUUUUUGUGGAGAAAGUGAGGUCUGCAGAUGCUGGAGAUCAGAGCUGAA